GCCAGUGACUGCUGCUCAGUGAAUAACAUACGCAGAGAUUAUCCAAAAUCCAUUCAUUUCUUACGAUUGUUUUCAAAAUUUACGACUAUCGGAAGCACUUUACUCCACGUGCAUCUUAACGAGCGUGAUUGUCGCGAGCCAACCGAACCAGAGCGCGAGCUAUUCUGAUGUAGAAUAAUCUGAAAUUAUUUUUCCCACCAAAUUUUCUGUGGAUUACACAAAAGAAGGCACGGGCACUCAGUAUCCUUCCAUUCGCAAUAGAGAGUUUGAGAGUGUGGAGAUGAAUAAGCUGCGUCAGAGUCUGCGCAGAAAGAAGCCCACCUACAUGCCGGAGGCCAGCCGGCCACACCAGUGGCAGGCAGAUGAGGAGGCUGUACGAAAGGGCAAAUGCAAUUUCCCCGUCCGGUAUCUCGGCCUGGUGGAGGUAGAGGAGUCCAGAGGGAUGCAUGUGUGUGAGGAAGCAGUGAAAAAACUGAAAGUGAGUGGGAAAAAAACUGUCAAGGCUGUGCUCUGGGUGUCUGCCGAUGGCCUGAGAGUAGUGGAUGACAAAACCAAGGACCUCAUUGUUGACCAGACCAUUGAGAAGGUGUCCUUCUGCGCACCUGACCGCAAUUAUGAUAAGGCGUUCUCCUACAUCUGCCGUGAUGGAACGACUCGCCGCUGGAUGUGCCACUGCUUCAUGGCCCUAAAGGACUCGGGGGAACGUCUGAGUCACGCGGUCGGAUGCGCAUUUGCCGCUUGCCUUGAGCGUAAGCAGCGCAGAGAGAAGGAGUGUGGGGUCACGGCUUCCUUCGAUGCAAGCCGCACAUCGUUUGUUAGGGAAGGUUCCUUUCGCAUUUCCUCCGCAGGACAGCAGAGUGACCGGGAGGACAUCAUGAAACAGCUACAGGACAAAAAGAAAGAAGCAUGCGGGAUUUCUGCUAUGCUACCUGGAAAUGCUUCUCCUCCAGAGGGAGCAGCAUCACCUGUGGAGAGGGUGGAGCCAGGUGGGCCUCAUGCCAUCCCACGCCGCCACGCCCCGAUUGAGCAGCUGGUGCGGCAAGGCUCUUUCCGAGGCUUCCCUCAACUUAGCCAGAAGAACUCGCCGUUCAAACGGCAGCUCUCUCUACGGCUGAACGAUCUCCCUUCUACCCUUCAGCGUAAGACGGAUUUCCAGACUAAGAACCCUGUUCCAGAGAUGGACCUGUCAGUGGCGGGUGAGGCAGACAGCAUAAAUGCUCUCUGCAGCCAAAUCAACAGCUCUUUUACCAAACCUUCUGAGGACCUGUGUGCCAAAGCCACCACUAAUUGCUUACCAGUGUGCAGUGCACCACCUGCCAUCCCCCCUCCACCUGCUCCCCUGCAAGCUACCAGCUCGUGGGUUCAGAUAGAGCCUGCAGUCCAGUCUCCUCCACCCGUCCCACAGGGCGGCCACAAACGAACCCCAUCCGAGGCAGAACGCUGGCUAGAAGAAGUGGCUAAAGCGGUGAAAGCCCAGCAGCAGACUCCACCCAAUCUGCCUCCACCUACUCUACCCCCACCACCCACACAGCAACCUCUACCAGUUCCCUCCAUGCCCAUUGCACCGGGUUCCCUACCCACCUCUAUACAGCCAUUCCCCAUGGCCUUUGAUGCCACUCCUGCACCCGCUGGCAUGUUCGCCCAGCAACCUCUUCAGCCGGCAUUUGUACCUAUGCAGCCGUACAUGCCUAACCUGGCCAACAGCAUGACUUAUCCCAAUGCCAGCGUGCCCGUUGUAGGCAUCACACCGUCACAGAUGGUGGCUAAUGUAUUCUGCUCUGCGGCUGGAACAGGGGGUGGAGCAAUAUUGGGGGUGGGGAUGGGGCCAAAGACAGGUACACUUGGGGGCAGUCAACAUUCAGCGUUCCCCAACCUACCUGGAGGCUUCCUCAACACCACAUUUGCGUCGCCCCCAACUGUCAACGGCCAUCUGCACAACUCCUUUGCCUCAACUACUAUGACCACCAGUGUCACGCAAAAUGGCACUGGUAGCAUCGUGAAAGGAGAUAGCAGUUGGCCAAUGGAGAGUCUAAAACAGGCCAAUCUCACAUCCAGCUCGCAGGAAGUGGAGCAUUUUGAGGCUAAAUGGGCGGCUUUGGAAUCUAAAGCGCAACCAAAGGCAGCCAACCCUUUUUCCAAUGACUUACAAAAUACUUCCGAGAUUGAGCUAUAAUUGUAAACAUGGAACAAGCUUUGAAGACUCUGAGAUGAGGAGGAAUUAUUUCGUACCCCAUUCCCCAUCCCCUUUGUUUUGUCUCUUUGACGGUUUUCUCAUGCUUCUGGUCUGUUUGAGGGCAUUGGUUGUUGUAAGAGAUCAUCUGGUUAUAUUUCAUGUCAAAUGGAGAACUGCCAAUCAGACUCCAGAUUUGGAGAACAUAAAUGUCACAGAACUCAAGAAGAAGACAGUCACAACUUGUUAGGCACUUAUUGGACAGCUAAAACGAGAGACCUGCACGUUAGUCUCACAAGUAAUGACCCUUGCUUGGAAAGUGAAUGAUUUUACCUAAAGCAAAUACCCUAAUGGGAGUAAAUAACUAAUUAGUGGAUGUUCAAAAUAGGUAUUUAUUGUUUUUAUUUGAUUAUAUUGGUUAUUUUUAAUCAGAUUUUAAUUGUUGUUCUGGACAAUUAUUCUUAGUUGGUUUUAUCUUAUUUAUUUUAAUUGGACAGGAUAAAGGCUUACAGGUGGAAUAAAUUGGCUACUUGAAAAAAUUAGUCACAAAUAAGAGGUUGAAAAAUUUUAGAUAUAUCAAAAGUACGAGUUUGUUCUGUUCAGGAAGGAUUGUAAAUAGCAUGCUUUCAAUUUACUUUUAUAUAUUGCCCUUUGUGUGGCUGUUAAUUUUCAGUUAUUCCAAAAAAUGCUGAAUCAUUGAAAUGUCCACUCUGCACCAAGCGGAUACCAAAAGUACUAACAACAGGCACAUUCCAGCCCUGAUUAUACUGUAAAAAUACAUAUGGCAAAGAGAAACAGAGACAUAUUGCAUUGAAACCAAGUACUUUGAGAAAUUGCUAAACAUUUAGAUUUACCCAGAAUGCGCACCAUUAGGAGACAUUUAAAAUACCUUCCAAAAGCAUUUGAAAAUGACUCAACCAUGCAAGACACAGUUUGUCUAACAUUACAUUGUCUUCAAAGAGGUUCAUGGGGCUUCUCCAUUAUUAUGAAUGUACUGAAUGGAAAUGUGACCAUUCUAUUGCAGACAAAAAGAACAUUUGAGGCAAAUUUAGCUGUUGGAAGGGGGGAAAAAAGAAGAAAACAAGAUGAAAAGUGUUAAAAUUGGGUACUAGGAUAGUUGAGCAAGUGGAGUAGCAAGUCUUGACUAGCAAGUCUUCAAAAUUGAAGGUGUUUGUUUGACUACCCAGAAGCUUAAAGGGACAGAUCAUUUGAUCCAGUUCAUGCAUGUUUAAAAGAUUCCAUAUUACAGUAUGUUAAAACAUUGAAUAUGCAUAUUAGUUUUGGCUCUCAUUUCUUAUCACUGCUGUUUUCACUCACUCUGGUCUAAUUAGGAAAAAAACAUUAAUAGGAAUAAUUGUCUUUAAUUUCAGGAAAAUAAUAUUACAAACUCUUAAUGAUAAAAUCUCAUUCACCAUCUUCAUUUCAGUGGUUUACGUUUUUUUUUUCAUGGCACGUUGAAGCACAAACACUUUUAAUGUUUAAUAAUGCUCAAUGGUUGUAUAUUUGUAUUUUGUUCUUAUAUUUAAAGGCUUGAGUAUUUCUCAAGCUCAAUCAUUGCUUCCAAGAGUACAAAUAAGAUGUGGUGAAUGAUCUUACUGGAGUGUGUGGAGCCCUGCAAGUGUCAAACGCUAGAUGAUCAAAGCCAGACUGCACACUGUGCUCAGUGAGGUGUACUUCAUACUCUGGACAAAAGCACUCUACCUACAGACUCUUCAAUAGGACAUACAAGACAGGCACAAUGCUUCUAACUCCUGGUUUAAAAGACCAUUUCGGCUAUAAUGUGUUAUAAAUUGACUUGGCCACUUCCCAGUGUUCUUAUCAACUGUUUAUUACAGGGUCAAGCAGGUGUGUUGUGAGAAAAAAUAACCUAAAAAUGGUCCUUUUCCCAAAGACAAUGCAUUUGUAGUUUGGCCUAGCUAUACUGUACUUGUGAGGAGAAACCCUAUUUCAUGGAUGCAUUUAUAAUAUAUUUUGUCCAUAUUCAUUUCCCAAUCAAAAUAAAAGUUUUUUCAAAACAAGGGAACUAAAUUACCUCAUAAACUUGAUUGUAAACUUUAGUGUAGUGAUAACAAACCAGUGGAGAUUAUUUUUAAUCUUUAUUUACAGAAUUUUGUAUUUAAACCUACAUAUUUCUAUUGUAAUUACAAUGUAUAAAAGAUAAAUAAAUAAUAUAAUGUAAACAAA
This is a messenger RNA of Myxocyprinus asiaticus (Chinese sucker), 4354 nucleotides long. RefSeq names its product numb-like protein. The record is from RefSeq and is a predicted model, not a curated record. Lineage: Eukaryota; Metazoa; Chordata; Actinopteri; Cypriniformes; Catostomidae. The transcript has 9 exons. The coding region runs from base 281 to 2173 and encodes 630 amino acids.